AACGGACGUUUUCCUUACCUGGAUGUGAGAUGUCUUGAAGUCUAUGGACCCGAAGCAGUGUGGUUCUCACAGGCAUGCGCAGUGCAUCCAAACCCGGUUACGGUCCGCUUCUGUGAGCAUGCAGAGGGACUCAGACGCAGUAGUUCUUCAUAGCCCGAGAUGCAUCUACAAUCUCCGAAUAGUUUACUUUAAGCAGCUUGUGCUGGCCUAUUUGGCCCUAAAGUGUGUUGGUAAGACGAGAGCAGCCAUGUCACAUAAGUGAAAUCCAACGUACUGUAAGCAGUGGGCCAUGCAUGUUGCACUGCGGCCACGCAGUGGUUGUCUGGUGCUCUGUCUGUGCCUGUCUGUGUUCAGCCUGCUGCUACAGAGCCUCUGGAUGCCACUAGAGAUGGCCAGGGAUGAACCCUCUGGGAGGUCACCUGAGGAACAAGAUCAGCAUGGUCUUCGCUUUCGUAGACUGGCUCUUCGCUUGGAGGCUUUGAGUACUCAGGUGCAGAGGAUGAGCAAAGAGAGAGAUGCAACCCAGCUGACCAGAGAUGAUCUCCAUCUGUUACUGCAACGCUUUAGACAGGACGAGCAAGGCUUAGCCCGCUUGGUAGAAAGGGAGCUGAAGAGAGUGUCUCAGAGGCUUGACCAGCUCAGCCGUCCCCAUCACCAUCAGUCUCAUACACAGUCACCACACGACGACUUCAAACUACACACAGGGCCCAAUGAGAAGUGUGAGGUGCCAAUGGAUCCUACAUAUCCGGUGUGUGCGGAGAAAGUGGAGUUUCUACGGACCCGGUGGCAGUCAGACCCCUGUUAUGCCUUUUAUGGGGUGGAUGGCACCACUUGCUCCAUAUUAACUUACCUUAGCCAAAUAGAAGGCUUUUGUCCUCCUCGUCUUAGAAGAAACCACUCUGCGCUGCCGUGGCACCAGAAACCUCACACUUACACAGAGAAGGCUGAGAUACGUACAACUCUGAGCCCACUCUAUGAGAUCAUUAGCAACAACAGUGGUCCUGCCAUAAACUUCAUCCGGUCCAGAGUCGAAAGGAUGUCUGAACGGUGGAAACGGGCUGGUCUGAGGAUGAGGCAGAGCAACAACAAAACAAUGUCAACCCAGAUGAGGGUGCUGCUUUAUCCCGGUGCCCUGGCUGGGAGUAUUGGCCAGAGUUUUGAAGCCAUGGUGGAGACGGGGGGUCCUCUCGGGGAGCUGGUCCAGUGGGCUGACCUCAGUGCCUGUCUGACAAUCCUGGGCCACAACCUAACCUUCAGCACGUCACAGCACCAACUCCACAGCCUCAUAGGUGCUGCUCCAGGCCGAGGCAGUUGUCCAAUCCAGAGGCCCCUGAUGUUUGACCUCAUCUAUACUGACUACCAUGGCCUUGCUCACCUUCAAGGUGCCAUGGGACUUGCUUUCCUGCAUUACCGGUGUCGCUUCAGAAUAUUGGACUCUUUUGGCACUGAACCAGUGUUUAACUUGGGGAGUUAUGCACAUAGCCAUGGGUAUAAAACCCUGUGGGGCAGCUGGCGUCUGCAACCUCUGCAGUACAUGACCAUGUUCCCUCAUACUCCUGAUAAUUCCUUCCUGGGCUUCGUGAGCGAGGAGGAAGUGAGGGGGAAGGUAAGGGAGGAAGAGCUGGAGCCGUAUACCUACAGGAAAGAAAGGAUAGCAGUUGUCUAUGGCAAACAGGACUACAUGUGGCAGGGUAAAUCUGAGUAUGUGGGGGUGAUCAGUGAAGAACUGGAGACCCAUGCUACAGUCUACCAGCCUCCAGGACACGCCUCUAAUCUGCCCGGCUUCAUCAGAAACCACGGCUUGCUGACUCAGGAACGCUUCCUACGACUUCUUCGCAGAGCCAAGGUGUUUGUAGGACUUGGGUUCCCCUUUGAGGGUCCAGCUCCUAUUGAGGCAAUAGCUCUGGGCUGUGUCUUCAUUCAGCCACGAUUUGACCCACCACACUCAUCGGACAACAAUAAAUUCUACAAAGGCAAGCCCACCACAAGACAGAUCUCCUCCCAGCACCCGUAUGCUGAAAGAUACAUUGGCAAACCCCACGUGUGGACAGUAGAUGUGACCAACAAGACUGAUGUACAAGAGGCAGUCCGAGCCAUUCAACGCACAGAGGUGACGCCUUUCACUCCUCGAGAGUUCACGUGUGAGGGAAUGCUGGAGAGAGUUCAUGGUUAUGUCACUCACCAGAAUUUUUGCAGUAAAUCUGCCCCUACUUGGCCGCCAGAAAGUGCUCUAAGGGUACACCUGGGCCCCCUGGGUCAGUCAUGUGUCAGUGUGUGUCAAAAAUCUUCCCACGUGUGUGAGCCCGCUCUGUUUCACCACCUGAACAGUCCUGCUGCAUUCACUAGACUCGGGAUAGGCUGCUCCAGCAUGGGGCAGGAAGUCAAUCACCUGUUUCCUUCCUACAGCCCUUGGGGUCAGCACUGUGGCCUUCAGCAGGAGCCUCUGUUGUUCAGUUGUGCUGGCUCGGAUCCUUCUCACCGCAGACUGUGUCCUUGUAGAGCUCACCUACCUGGACAGGUGGCACUGUGCCCUGAUUGCCUGUAAAUAACAUGGCAAAAGAACUCAGGAAAUAGCGUGAAAAAGGUAAAAAGAUGAAGACAGCACCAAAGAGCCAUCUGCAAUGCAUACUGUAUAGGUAAAGAAUUGAUCUCGAUCAAAAAGAGCCAGCUGUCCUGCCAGUGCUUUCAAAAGCUUUGUGGUCUUGUUUGUGGAUGCCGAAAGGUCAAGUAUCUGCUCUAUGUUAUUCUGAAGUGCCCAUUUAUACAAGUUGAAAAUCAACCAUUUUCAGUGCUCCAAGUAAUCUGAAGGAAUCAUCUUAGUCAGCAACCUUGGCAAUUAGUGUUUCAUAACAAUUUUAGUUAAUAUAUCACAAACACAUUGAGUAAUGGGUGUUUGUCCCUAAGGAAAUGGACAUCAGUGGUUGACAAUUAAUGAAUAAGUGAUAGAGAAGUUGUGCCAAGUGGGUAAAGUUUAUUCAUGUCAAAUGUGAAAUAUGGCCGGGUGCAUUAACUUGCUAGAUUUGGCCAAUGCAAUUGUUAUGGACUCAUGACAGUCAUUACUCAGGAACCAAAACUUAAUGAUGUCAUGUCAUAAGUACUUCAACUGUUGAAGGAUGAUGAAUUCAAAGUGGUAUCUCAAAGUGUGAAAUAAAAAACAAACUCUUGUUU
This is a messenger RNA of Micropterus salmoides (largemouth bass), 3168 nucleotides long. Its product is annotated as alpha-1,6-mannosylglycoprotein 6-beta-N-acetylglucosaminyltransferase B-like. Gene Ontology annotation, cellular component: Golgi apparatus. Gene Ontology annotation, biological process: protein N-linked glycosylation. Bases 290 to 2545 code for a protein of 751 amino acids. The record is from RefSeq and is a predicted model, not a curated record. The transcript is spliced from 19 exons. NCBI's taxonomy places the organism in Eukaryota, Metazoa, Chordata, Actinopteri, Centrarchiformes, Centrarchidae. Gene Ontology annotation, molecular function: alpha-1,6-mannosylglycoprotein 6-beta-N-acetylglucosaminyltransferase activity.